Messenger RNA from Durusdinium trenchii, 726 nucleotides. The record is from the annotation of a GenBank genome assembly. Lineage: Eukaryota; Dinophyceae; Suessiales; Symbiodiniaceae.
AUGAAAGUUGUCAACCCUAAGAAAAGGAAACGUGGCCAGGCAGACCCAUUGGUUGGCGGGGCUUGGAAAGCUUGGGUCAAUCAUCUGCAGCACUUGGGGCCGACAUGGCUGUAUGUCUUUGGUGUGAUGAGCCACUGCCUCUGCGCAAGGGUCACUGAGGUGAUGAAGUUGACCUUGGCUGACAUUGAUUGGGACAAUGGUACAGUUCACAUCGACAGUCUCAAGAGGCAAACAUCAACUAACAAACCAAUGCUGAAAGCUUUGUUUGACAUAAUGGCUACAUGGAAGCAAAACGGUGGAGUGAGGUUCACACGUACACGCAAGUGUGGAAGCCGCGGGCUGGUGACCUUUCAAGAUCACUGGUCUUGGCCAACAGAAAGCAAACCAGAGUUCUUUCCAGCAGUGCGCUCCGAUUGCAAGACCAAUGUGAUGAACAAGGACACAGUUUCUGCAGCUAUAAGACGUGCAAGGGCAAGCUUUGUGCCUCCAAACGUUGGGGAGGUCAAGGUUGCCAGCAUCAGGUCUCACUCAGGAAGACAUCGCGCAGUCAAUGACCUGAAAAUGCACAACGUCAAGACCGAGGUGGGCAAGCGCUUUGCCAGAAUCUCAUCGGAGGCUGUGUGGGCAAACUAUGGAAAAUUGACAGCCAAGCAAGCUGCUGAUGAGCUCCUGAAUAACAAGCAGCUCCAAGAUGACUGGCAAAAAAUCUAUGCUGAAGGCCAUUGA